UCAUCUUUGAAGUUCUAACAAACGAUAGUAAUGGGCAACACAGCACCUUAUGUUGUUUCAUUUCUCUUAAGGUUUAUCUAUGGAGUUAUGCAUAUACUUACCAAAGCUGCUUUUAACCAAGGUACAAGUACAUAUGUUCUUAAUUUCUACAGGCAUGCAAUAGCCACAAUGUUCUUACUGCCCAUUGCUUUUGCGAUUGAAAGGAAAACUGCCCCACAAAUGUCAUACAAACUCUGUGUGAAGCUAUUUGUGCAUGCAUUAUAUGGGAUGUCUGCUCCUUUUAACAUAUCAUGUGUUGGCCUCAAAUAUGCUUCAGCAGCUUCUGCUUCUGCAGUAAUAAAUCUCCUGCCAGUUUUAACUUUUAUUUUGGCUCUUCUGUUGGGAAUGGAGUCUUUGCAAUUAAAGCGCUUCCAUGGGAUUAUGAAAGUUUCUGGUAUAGUGCUCUGUGCGGCUGGUGUUACUGUCCUAACGCUAUACCAAGGACCGGAGCUCAAAUCUAUUGUCCAUUACCCUCUUUUUCACCACGCUAGUCAAGUUGAUACUCAUCCCUCAAGGAGCUGGAUAUUGGGAAUUCUCCUGCAGUCUCUUGCGACUGUAUUGUUUGCUCUAUGGACAGUGUUUCAGGGCCCAUUGCUGGAGGAGUAUCCAUCCAUACUGCUUAACACUAGCCUUCAGAUUGUCUUUGCGACUGUUCAAUCUUUUUUUAUGGCUCUAGCCAUGGAGAGAGACUUUUCAAGAUGGAAGCUGAGCUUGGAUGUAGGUCUUGUCGCCAUCGUCUAUUGUGGCGUAUUUGUUUCCGCACUGGUAAAUUACCUGCAAAUCUGGGUAAUCGGCAGGUGCGGCCCAGUAUUCCUGUCCAUGACAGUACCCCUAACUUUGGUUAUCACGGUCAUUCUGUCACUACUCAUAGGAGAACCGGUCAGCCUUGGAAGUGUAAUAAGUGGCGCGCUCAUGGUUGCUGGCCUGUACAAUGUUCUCUGGGGGAAGAGAAUAGAGCAAGUAGCUCUCUGCAAGCAAGGAGGUAGCGGAGAAAAUGGAUCAUGCUUAGAUUUGGAGGAACAAGAAAGCGGUGCACCAGUUCCAGCAACGCGGGAUUCAAUCAAGCCAGUACCAGGUUUGAUGGAGAGGACUGAUGCACCCAAAUGAAACGGUGAGCAGCAAACAUUGUUAGGUGUAGAAGAGCUUUUGCCUUUGGGUCUGCCCACCCGAAGCUGUUCACAUAUCUGUAAUACUCCCUCCAUUUUUAUUUGCUCCGUACAUUAGCUUUGACCAAAGUCAAACUUUAUAAGG
Messenger RNA from Triticum dicoccoides, 1290 nucleotides. Its product is annotated as WAT1-related protein At5g64700-like. NCBI's taxonomy places the organism in Eukaryota, Viridiplantae, Streptophyta, Magnoliopsida, Poales, Poaceae. Gene Ontology annotation, cellular component: membrane. The record is from RefSeq and is a predicted model, not a curated record. The transcript has 7 exons. Gene Ontology annotation, molecular function: transmembrane transporter activity. The coding region runs from base 31 to 1146 and encodes 371 amino acids.